GGAAGCUGGAAAAGAUAAUUACCUUAUACAACUGAUACUUUCUAAAACAUAAUUUUAAAUAUUAAUUUAGAUCCUAAAAUAUACAUGUACUAAAAAAAUAUGACUGACGACGAUAUUACUGAAGAACAUUCAUUUGGAUCUUGCUUGCAACCGUUAGCAUUAACUGCUGGGAAUACAAUGUUUUCAUCAAAAACAAUCAAACACAGAACACCUCCCUUUCCAGUCACAUCAAAUUACCAUCCAUCGCUGGACUCAUUAGCUCAAUCAUUCCUACACUUAGAUCCUAAAUUAAUUCAAACCGAAGAAUAUGAUCCAUCCAACAAAUCAUUAUCAUAUAAAACGUUUUAUGAGAAUUGGUUACGCUACUUUUAUCUCUUAGUUCAACAGAAUAAUUUACACAAUAUGUUUGUGACAACAGGUAACUCAAACAACGAAGCUGACUGCAAUAACAAUAAUAAUAAUAAUUUAUCAAAUACACACUUUCGAGCAAAUACGAGGGAUGAUCUAUUAACAGAUCAAAUUGGUGGCAGUUUGACUUCACAGGAUCAAUAUAAGUGUGAACAAAUUUCCAACCAACAAAAAACUAUUUCAUCACACAUAAAGAACAACUUACUUAUUAACAAUCAAUCGGUAGCAUAUGAUUCAGAUAGUGAAUGUGAAUCCCUGCUAUCAAAUUUAAAUCAAGACUUAGUCGAUUCAAAGACUGCUUCAAAUGAUCAAACAGAUAAUUCGUCUUUACGCACUUCAUCAAAAUCACAAAGAUUGAAAACAAUGAUACAAGAGAAGGAAGAUAGAAUUUCACUUAAUGAUGAUUUGGCGGAAAUAUAUGAAUUUGCACACUUGUUUAAAUUGCGUAGACUCAGUUUGGGUUUGACACAGACACAAGUUGGAGCUUCUUUAAAUGCCAAAGAAGGACCUGCCUAUAGUCAAAGUGCAAUCUGUCGAUUCGAGAAACUUGAUGUAACUUUAAAAUCCGCAAAACGAAUGAAACCUGUCUUAGAACGUUGGUUAUCUGAAACCCAGGCAAUGCAUCACAAUGGAGCAAAUGAUGCCAUUGGAGCUCAACUUGUACACCGACCACCUAGGAAGCGUAAACGUAGAACCUGUUUCAGUACUAAAGCACUAAAGUGUUUAUUGCACCAACUUGAGAGGAAUCCUUACCCAACAAAAGCUGAAAUGACUGAGUUAGCCAAAGCCUUGACUUAUGAUCGUGAAGUUAUUCGUGUUUGGUUUUGUAAUAGGCGCCAAGCCAUUAAAACCACUGAAAAGCAAACAACAUCUAUUCACCUUUAAUUCUCCGGGUAAAAACAUCUUUCCACCUUCGAAACAUGACCUGUAAAACAAAAGGUUUUCCUGUGGAUGGAUCUAAAGUUCUCGUUAUCAUGAUUUGUAUUUACAUUAUUGAUAAAUUUAU
Molecule: messenger RNA, 1414 nt
Organism: Schistosoma haematobium
Lineage: Eukaryota; Metazoa; Platyhelminthes; Trematoda; Strigeidida; Schistosomatidae
Product: POU domain, class 6, transcription factor 1
Exons: 6
Coding region: 100-1293 (397 amino acids)
Biological process (GO): regulation of transcription by RNA polymerase II
Molecular function (GO): RNA polymerase II cis-regulatory region sequence-specific DNA binding; DNA-binding transcription factor activity, RNA polymerase II-specific
Source: RefSeq, a predicted model, not a curated record